AUGAACCGCAAACAACCCACCGAAAAAACCACCCUCCUCCUCCUAAGCGACACGCACACCCUCACCCCGCAACCGCCGACAACCUCCUCCUCCUCCCCCUCCUCAUCACAUCCCCGCGACCACGAGUCCUCCACCCCACCCCCAGCCUUCCUGGAGCCCCUCCCCGCCGCCGAAAUCCUCAUCCACGCCGGCGACCUCACCAAAGUCUCGCGCCGCCACGAGCACCUCACGACCCUGUCGUACCUGAAAUCGCACCCGGCGCGCCUCAAGCUCGUCAUUCCGGGCAAUCACGACAUCACCUUCGACGCGCCCUACUACGAGUCGCUGGGCCACCACCGCCACCGCAACCGGACGGACCACACGGCGCCGUCGGCGACGGCGUCCGCGGCGAACAUCAGCUCGGGCAAGGCGGAGCCGGGCCACUUGGAGGAUCCCGAGGCGAUUCGCCGGCUGUAUACCGGUCCGGAGGCGUGGGAUGCCGGGAUCCGGUUGUUGGGGGAGGGGGUGCAUGAGUUCGAGUUACCAGGGGAUGGUGGGAAGAAGAAGAGACGGCUGAAGGUGUAUGCGUCCAGCUGGACGCCGGAGUUCUGUCAGUGGGCGUUUGGGUAUGAGCGCGGCGUGGAUCGGUUCAAUCCGCCUGCUUCGGCUUCGGCUUCUUCUGCCUCUUCUUCUUCUUCUUCUUCUUCGAUGGUGCCGGACAUCGACAUCGUGAUCACGCACGGCCCGCCGUACGGGAUCCUGGACCACGUCGUGCCCAACCAUGUCAGCGUCGGGUGCGAGCACCUGUACCGCGCGGUCAGGCGGGCGCGGCCCCGGCUGCACGUCUUCGGCCACAUCCAUGAGGGGUACGGCGCCAUGCGCCGCGAGUGGAGCACGGGCAACGACUCCAUCAUCCAGUGCGACCAGCCGCGCACGCGCGAGGAGCACUGCGCCCGCGUCGACGUCAGCAAGGCCAGCAUGAUGCCCUUGAACCCGGGCCAGGAGACCCUCUUCGUCAACGCCAGCGUGGUCAACGUGCAGUAUCAUCCGAUCAAUGCGCCGUGGUUGGUGGAGAUGGAGUUGCCGGUUGUUGUGGGUGAGGGCAAUUAG
Aspergillus japonicus CBS 114.51 is the source of this 1089-nucleotide messenger RNA. RefSeq lists its product as uncharacterized. The record is from RefSeq and is a predicted model, not a curated record. The transcript is spliced from 3 exons. NCBI's taxonomy places the organism in Eukaryota, Fungi, Ascomycota, Eurotiomycetes, Eurotiales, Aspergillaceae. Bases 1 to 1089 code for a protein of 362 amino acids. Gene Ontology annotation, molecular function: hydrolase activity.